AUGGGUCACGAUGUGCCUAAGCUCAAGGACCCCUCCCUCCUGAAGAGCCAGACAUAUGUCAACGGAGAAUGGAUAGACGCCAAAUCCGGCAAGACCUUCGAGGUUCACGACCCAGCAACAGGCAAGCUCAUCGGCACUCAGCCUGAGAUGGACCGCGCCGACACCGAAGCAGCCAUCGCCGCCGCCGCAGCCGCCCUGCCCUCGUUCCGCAAACUGACCGGCCGCGAGCGCUCACGACUGCUGCGAAAAUGGUACCAGCUGAUGACUGAGAAUGCCGACGACCUCGCCACAUUGAUUACAUGGGAGAACGGAAAGCCGCUGGCGGACGCAAAGGGCGAGGUCGCGUAUGCCGCAAGCUUCUUUGAAUGGUUCUCUGAGGAGGCACCGAGGAUAUAUGGCAACACGAUCGGCUCGAGUGUUCCUGCGAAUCGAGUCUUUACAAUCAAAGAGCCGGUUGGCGUCUGCGGUCUGAUCACGCCGUGGAACUUUCCUGCUGCUAUGGUCACCCGCAAGAUCGGUCCUGCGCUUGCGGCUGGCUGCACCGUUGUUGCAAAGUCUCCCGGUGAGACACCUUUCACGGCUGCGGCGCUGGCUGAACUUGCGCACCGUGCAGGCAUUCCUAAGGGCGUGGUCAACUUUGUCACAGCUAUGGAUAAUACACCUGAGGUCGGCGAGGCCAUCACCACUAGCAAGACCGUCAAGAAGGUGUCCUUCACGGGCUCCACUGGCGUAGGCAAGCUCCUGAUGAAGCAAUCAUCUUCAACCCUCAAGAAACUGUCUUUUGAGCUUGGUGGUAACGCCCCUUUCAUCGUCUUCGACGACGCCGACCUCGAGAGCGCCGUAGCUGGCGCUAUCGCCUCCAAGUUCCGUUCCUCAGGCCAGACAUGUGUAUGUGCCAACAGACUAUACGUACAGUCUGGUAUCUACGACCAGUUCGCCGAGAAGUUUACCGAAAAGGUCAAGACCUUCAAGGUCGGUGCUGGCUUCAGCGAGGGUGUCACUCACGGUCCCGUCAUCCACGACCGCGCCGCGAAAAAGGUCGAUGACCAUGUCCAAGACGCCGUAAAGCAGGGUGGUAAGGUCCUCAUUGGUGGAAAAGGGCUACCCGAGCUGGGCAGCUCGUUCUAUCAACCCACCGUCAUCCGCGACAUGACCGCCAACAUGCAGCUCGCCCAGGAGGAGACAUUCGGCCCCGUUGCAGGUCUCUUCAAAUUCGACACCGAAACCGAAGUCGUCGAGCUCGCGAACGCAGCCGACGUCGGUCUUGCAGGAUACUUCUUCAGCAGGGAUAUCCAGAGGGUGUACAGGGUCGCUGAGGCGCUGGAAGUAGGAAUGGUUGGUGUCAACACUGGCUUGAUCUCAGACCCUGCCGCGCCGUUCGGUGGCGUUAAGGAAUCUGGCUUUGGCCGUGAGGGCAGCCUGUUGGGUAUUGAGGAGUACAUGACGACAAAGACUGUCACAAUGGGUGGCAAUGGGCAGCCUCUGCAGGGGCAGUAG
Messenger RNA from Didymella exigua CBS 183.55, 1497 nucleotides. RefSeq names its product succinate-semialdehyde dehydrogenase mitochondrial precursor. The coding region runs from base 1 to 1497 and encodes 498 amino acids. The transcript is spliced from 2 exons. The record is from RefSeq and is a predicted model, not a curated record. Gene Ontology annotation, molecular function: succinate-semialdehyde dehydrogenase (NAD+) activity. Gene Ontology annotation, biological process: GABA catabolic process. Lineage: Eukaryota; Fungi; Ascomycota; Dothideomycetes; Pleosporales; Didymellaceae.